Molecule: messenger RNA, 804 nt
Organism: Anolis sagrei ordinatus
Lineage: Eukaryota; Metazoa; Chordata; Lepidosauria; Squamata; Anolidae
Source: RefSeq, a predicted model, not a curated record
AUGGAGGAGUUGGCUAGGGAGAGCAUCAGCUUGCUAGCCAGACCCCCCUUGGAGCUGGGAAGCCCACAUCUCUCUUCGGCCGCGGCCGUCUUCAUCAUGCUGAAAUCCGCCCUCGGAGCCGGACUCCUCAACUUCCCCUGGGCGUUCAAUAAGGCCGGAGGGAUCACACCGGCCAUUCUUGUGGAGUUGUCACUCCCCAAUCUUGGAGGUGGCAAAAUUGUAUGCGAUACUUUUUACCCAAAUGAAACUGUGAAUGGAGGUUUUCCCCACCAACAUUGGUUCAUCGACCAUCGUUUCACCUUGUCCGUCCUUUGCAUCCUGGUGAUCUUCCCUCUUUCCAUCCCUAAAGAAAUUGGGUUCCAGAAGUACACAAGUAUUCUGGGCACCUUGGCAGCGUGUUACCUGAUGCUUGUUAUUGUCGUGAAGUACUACCUCCGAACGGAUCACGUCGUCCUGCACGAACACCACCUCCCUCCUGGGGUCUAUUCUUGGACCUCCAUGUUCAGCGUUAUACCAACCAUCUGCUUUGGAUUUCAGUGCCAUGAAGCCUGCAUUGCCAUCUACAGCAGCAUGAGCAACAAGAAGCUCUCCCAUUGGGUAGUGGUAUCAGUGAUGUCCAUGCUCUUCUGCUUUCUUAUUUAUUCUUUGACAGGACUGUAUGGCUAUUUGACCUUCGGUGCCGAUGUGGCUGCCGACAUCCUCAUGUCGUACCCAGGAAAUGACGUAGUGGUCAUCAUCGCCCGGCUGUUGUUUGGCAUCUCCAUCAUCACCAUCUACCCCAUUGUCCUCCUCUUGGGAAGGUAA